Messenger RNA from Miscanthus lutarioriparius, 2010 nucleotides. The record is from the annotation of a GenBank genome assembly. Lineage: Eukaryota; Viridiplantae; Streptophyta; Magnoliopsida; Poales; Poaceae.
AUGCCUCGUCGGACGCCCGCUGUGGCAAUCUCAUGGGAUUCCCCAGCAUUACGCAGCCAUGCAGAAAGGUGUGAGAUAGAGUUAGAAGCGUGUGCCAUUGAUCCUUCUCUGCUUCCAGUUCUAGAGGAAUUGUUGCAGGACAUCUAUGCAUCAUUGCAACCACAGCCAGUGGACUAUGAACACCGACAUAUUAUGAUUAACGUUUUCAACAAAAUCGCUGGAGGAAUUUUUGGUAAAAAUAAUGGGCUUCCAAUUGUGGAACCAUUUGGAUCUUUCACAAUGGAUCUAUUUACUCCUAAAAGUGACCUGGACCUCUCUAUCAACUUUAAUACUGAUACAAAUGAUCAGUAUCCUCGCAGGAACAAGAUUUCUGCUAUUAGGAAGCUUGCAAAUGUUCUAUUUUCUCAUCAGCGUCAAGGUCUCUGUUAUGGUGUUUCACCUAUUGUGACUGCUAGAGUUCCUGUACUGAAGGUUAUUGAUCAGGGAACUGGUGUAGAGUGUGAUAUUUCAGUAGAAAACAAAGAUGGGAUGUCAAGAUCAGUGAUAUUUAAAUUUAUUUCAUCAAUUGAUAAAAGAUUCCGGAUACUUUGUUAUCUGAUGAAGUUCUGGGCUAAGGUACAUGAUGUUAACUGUCCCAAAGAUCGAACAAUGAGCUCCAUGGCAAUUAUUUCUUUAGUUGCUUUCCAUUUGCAGACAAGGCGUCCUCCAAUAUUACCUGCAUUUUCUGCCAUAUUGAAAGAUGGUACAGAUUUUGCAAGUAUUGAGAAGAACGUAUCGCUAUUCGAGGGUUUUGGGGACAGCAAUAAAGAGUCUAUUGCUGAACUUUUUGUAUCACUAAUGAGUAAACUAGUGUCAGUGGAGGGUUUAUGGGAGCAAGGGCUCUGUGCUAGCAAUUUUGAAGGGUCAUGGAUAUCGAAGACCUGGGCGAAGGGUGUUGGCAACUUGAAUGUUGAGGACUUCUUGGACCGAUCUCAGAAUUUUGCCAGAUCGGUAGGGAUGAAGGAGAUGCAGAAAAUCUGUGAAUGCCUAAGGGCUACUGUUUCUGAUUUGAGCAAGUUUUCUGAGGGUAAAAUUGCUGCGCCCAAGCUAAAGGCCCUGUUGUUUAAGCCUUUGAACCAGGCUAACCCAGUCACUAAUCCCCGUCAGAAAACUGUUAAGAGGAAGCGUGCUAAUCCAAAUAAGACAAGCACUAACCCUAUUCAGAAAAAUGCUAAGAAGAAGAAGGCCCUUGAGCAGGAUAAACUAGUCAUAUCUCCUGGUCAGAAAGAUGGUAAGAAGCCCCUUGAUCAGAAGUCAGUUAGUUCUCCCAUUCAGAAAGAUGCUAAGAAGACCACACCCCUUGACCAGGAUAAGCUAGUCAUUUCUCCUGGCCAGAAAGAUGACAAGAAGAAGCUCCUUGUGCAGGACAAGACAGUAAUUUCCCCCAUCCAGAAGAAUAACAAGAAGCCUCUUGAUCAAGAGAAGCCCCUUGGGCUGGAGAAGCUAAUCAUCCCUACCGGACAGAAAGAUAAGAAGAAGAGCAGCAAGGUGGGACCUGACUCAGGAAGCAGUCAUGUGCAACAAAAGAAAGUGAAGGCUACUGUAUCCACCGGCCGUGCUGCUAAUACUCAUGUUUCUAGUUCAAGGCCUCGUCCUUUUUUUAUUCCCCAAGCACAUCGGCUCACCCAGCCAAUUGUUGAUCAGUUUGCGCAUAUACCUCAGCACCUGAUCAGCCCUUCUGCUUUUGGUUAUGGGUUGCCACCACCACAUCUGCAUCCAGCCUAUCCUCAUCCUCAUCCUCAUCCUCAUCAAGGAUUGGUAGGUCAACCACAGGGUAAUUUCCUUCAUUUCAAUCCUGGUAUUCAGCUGCAGCAUCAAGGCCAGGCUUUCUUUGGCCCUCCAUCCGUCCACCAUCCCAUGGCGAAUGGGUUUCUUCACCCGUUUGGUAUCAAUGGUGCUCAGCAAGUGCAGCGCAUCGACAAUAGGUUGGUGCAGAGGCCGCCAUAUGGUUUUGGUCCGGGUUUCUGGUGA